AUGGCGGAUCCAGCAGCCCCCAGCAGCGCGGAGGAAGACCCGGCUAAAGAGCUGGAUGAGACUGGGCUGGCUCUCAAAGGGAUCAAUAUGCUUCUCAACAAUGGCUUCAAGGAAAGUGACGAGCUGUUCAGAGCAUACAGAAGCUGCAGUCCUCUGAUGAGCUUUGGCGCCAGCUUUGUCAGUUUUCUGAACGCCAUGAUGACUUUUGAAGAGGAGAAGAUGCAGAUGGCCUUUGAGGACCUGAAGGCCACAGAGCGACUCUGUGAGAGCGACUCUGGGGUCAUCGAGAGCAUCAAGAACAAGCUCAAGAGGAGCAUGGACUCGCAGCGGUCCGGAGCAGCCGCAGUGGAUCGACUUCAGAGACAAAUCAUAAUCGCAGACUGUCAGGUUUAUCUGGCCGUGCUGUCCUUCAUCAAACAGGAGCUUUCAGCGUACAUCAAAGGAGGCUGGACCCUCCGCAAAGCCUGGAAAAUGUACAACAAAUGCUACAGCGAUAUCAGCCAGCUGCAGGAGAGCCACAGGAGGAGGGCCACGGAGCAGCCCCCCCUGGACCCCCCCCACAGCUCGUCCCCCGGCCCCUCCGCCAGGGCCCCCGCCAUCAGCCUGGAAGCCCUGGAUCGGCUCAAAGGCUCCGUGAGCUUCGGCUACGGCCUCUUCCACCUCUGCAUCUCCAUGGUCCCGCCGCACCUCCUCAAGAUCGUCAAUCUUUUGGGCUUCCCCGGGGACCGCCACCAGGGCCUGGCCGCGCUCGCCUACGCCAGCGAGAGUAAGGACAUGAAGGCGCCUUUAGCAACCCUGGCUCUGCUCUGGUACCACACCGUGGUGCAGCCCUUCUUUGCCCUGGACGGAGCCAAUACUCAGGCAGGACUGACGGAGGCCAAGUCCAUCCUCCAGCAGCGUGAAACCACUUACCCCGACUCCUCCCUCUUCAUGUUCUUCAAAGGCAGAGUCCAGCGUCUGGAGUGUCAGAUCAGCAGCGCCCUGACGUCCUUCAGCAGCGCAUUAGAUCUGGCUUCUGAGCAAAGGGAAAUUCAACACGUGUGUUUAUAUGAAAUAGGCUGGUGCAGCAUGAUCGAGCUGAACUUCCGAGACGCCUACAGGGCUUUCGAGCGGCUGAAGAACGAGUCUCGCUGGUCCCAGUGCUACUACGCUUAUUUAACCGGAGUUUGUCAAGGAGCCAGCGGCGAGCUACAGGGAGCCAUGGCGGUCUUCAAGGACGUUCAGAAACUGUUCAAACGCAGGAAUAAUCAGAUUGAGCUGUUUUCUAUGAAGAGAGCCGAGAAACUACGCAGCCCCAACGUCACCAAAGAACUGUGCAUCCUUUCUGUCAUUGAGAUUUUGUAUUUAUGGAAAGCGCUGCCCAACUGCUCCGCGACCAAUCUGCAAACCAUGACCCAAGUCUUGCAGGGGAUCGACGACGCUUCCUCCACCGGAUUAAAGUACUUACUGCUGGGCGCCAUCAACAAAUGUGCCCACAAUACCAAAGAAGCCGUACAGUAUUUUCAUUUAGCCGCGAGAGACGAGGUGGGCUGCCUCACCAACUCCUAUGUGCAGCCAUACUCCUGCUAUGAACUGGCCUGUGUGCUCCUCAACAGCCAAGAGACUGCAGAGAGGGGUCGAAUGUUAAUGCUUCAGGCUAAGGAGGACUACGCAGGCUAUGACUUUGAGAACAGACUACAUGUGCGCAUCCAUUCAGCUCUGGCCUCGUCGCAGACCUCAGCUCAGCCCUAA
This is a messenger RNA of Knipowitschia caucasica, 1731 nucleotides long. Lineage: Eukaryota; Metazoa; Chordata; Actinopteri; Gobiiformes; Gobiidae. The record is from the annotation of a GenBank genome assembly.